This is a messenger RNA of Paramecium pentaurelia, 519 nucleotides long. The record is from the annotation of a GenBank genome assembly. Lineage: Eukaryota; Ciliophora; Oligohymenophorea; Peniculida; Parameciidae.
AUGUAUAAUUAAUUAAUUGAGCAAAAUGCUAUUGAAUAACUUCUGAAUAUUUGUUAUGAUGAGUAACCAUAAUAUGAUGAUGACUAUGAAUGUGAAAUCAAUAAAAUAUUAUAAAGAACAAUAACAGAAAGAUUAAAAAAAUAGAAAACAGAAAUAUCAACUAGAUUAAAUACUAUCAGUUUUCGUACAACUUCCAAAACACCUACUUAAUUUAGAUUCAAAACUGAAACAAGAUCUUUAACUAAACCAAUAAGAAUUCCAGCUAGAAUCAGAAAUAUUUAACCAAUAUCAUAGAAACCAUAAGGAAAACCUACUUCUAAAUCUUUACGUGAUUUUCAUCAGAAAAAUUAAGUGCCUUUAAAAGCAUCAAUUGUUUCUUUAUAAAAUUCUUCUGGAUUUAGCAUACUCAAUCAAUCCGAAUAUUAACAUCCUGUAUUAGUAAUUUAAAAGAAAUCUCAGUAUAUACCAAGAUUUAUGUUGAAAUUAUAAAAACAAUAACAACUUCUAAACUCAAAAUGA